Molecule: messenger RNA, 1144 nt
Organism: Striga hermonthica
Lineage: Eukaryota; Viridiplantae; Streptophyta; Magnoliopsida; Lamiales; Orobanchaceae
Source: the annotation of a GenBank genome assembly
UUAGAAUGGUGGAUCGACGAGGUCAAUGCAGAAAUUCAAGAAUUGAAACGCAUAGGAAAAAGAAGGUGGUUGAAGGAUAAAAAAUGCGAUAAGUUGGACAAGUUGCGUAAAGAGCGAGCUAAGUACCGGGCGAGGUUACGCAAACUCGUGUCACAUACGGAGGAGUUCGUUGAAAAAGAGCCCCUAUUUGUGUUCGAUCCGUCGGGCUACAUUAAAGACAUGGUCGUCGAGAUCGUGGUCGAGCCGGUCGAGUACGAGGAUCCACCUUCACUCGGUGACGGGUUCGUGAACGAGGAAGUUGCGAUCGACUACUUAGGUCCAUAUAUUUCCGAUGCAUACCACGAUGAUAAACUCAUGGACGUCGAAGAGGCCGCGAUAGCCGAGGACAGAGAAGAGACUUUGGUCGAUCCACAAAGCAAAGAGCGGAGAGAAGAAAGAAAAGCCAUGGCCAACAAGGAGAUGAAGGAUAAGAUUGAUAAUCAUGACAUCCAGAUGCGGAGUAUGAGGGAGGUUAUUGAAGGAAGGCUUGGAUCGCUUGACGAAAGUCAAAACAAUACCAACGCCGUCGUCACACGACUCGAACAGCGAUUAGAGGAAGUUUUGCGUGCGCUCCAGCAACAACCACCUCACCGCGACGAUCCCCCAAGGCGCGAACCCCGCCGGCACGAUGAGCACGCCGAUCGCACACCAUCCCCACGGCGCGAGGAUCGAUACGAGCAACGGCGCGCACACGAACAGGAGAAGGGUCGGCGACGCGAGCGAUGCGAACACGAGGAGGAUUUCGAUCAGCGGUCGCAAGCGUCCACCUACCGUGAGCGGCCUAAGCCCGACAAACCGAGGUUCGUAAUGUCCAUCUUCACGGAUAGUGAUCCGGAGGCUUGGCUCAACCGAAUCUCGCAAUAUUUCGAACUGAAUGAAACCGACAGCCACGAUCGAGUAAGGUACGCAACAUUCUACUUAGAUGGUGAGGCAAACGUAUGGUGGCAGUGGCUUUCCCGGAUCUACCGUAGGCGGCAACAGGUCAUUACAUUGCUGAUUUUGAGAGAGAAUUGCUUACUCGAUUUGGCACGUCCGAUUACCAUAAUUAUAAUGAGGCUCUCGCACGAAUCCGACAGACAGGCAAUUUGCGUGAAUACAUCAAGGA